UUGGUUGUAGUCUGUCUAUUGUGAACAAGAAUUUCUGAUGGACGCUAAAUAUAAGGAUAUUAGCAGAAGUAAUGAAGUCUCAUGGAAACAUUGUUUUAGACAGUUCCUUGUGAACAGCAUAGCGUUAAUGUUCUACUUUAUGUUCGGGCUGUCUCUGGGCGCCCCGACAGUCCUCUUGCCGCAGCUGAGGAAGGAAGCGAACUCUACAGAAGCCGUCAGCGAGGACAUGGCGUCAUGGAUCGCGUCCAUUGGCGGAUACAUGGGAGUGCCGUGGAGUGUGGCUUUACCAAUCAUCAUGUACUAUUUUGGCAGAAGGAAGAGCUGCGUUUUCGUCGUUCUUAACACUUUCACUGCAUUUAUUGUGCUCUACUGCAGUACCGAUGCCACUCAGAUAUUAAUCAGUCAAGUUCUGCAAGGAGUUAACGCUGCCUCACAGACCAGUCUCACCGUCAUUAUAAUGACUGAGUACACUUCACCCGAGUAUAGAGGAAUAUUUUGUGCAUCAAAAAGUGUGAUGAUGUUUUUAGGGGUGUGGAUAGCAAAUGCAAUAGGAAUGUUCUUUCACUGGCGUAACAUUGCAAUUUUAGGAAUCUCAUGUUCAGUUUACAAUUUUGUGGCUAUAAUGAUUAUGCCCGAAUCUCCCUAUUGGUUAGUGAGUAAAGAAAGACUUACAGAAUGUGUAUCAUCACAUCGCUGGCUUAAAGGUUUUAAUGAGAAAUCAGAUACUGAACUUAAUGAGAUUUUGGAUGAUUUCAAUGCAAGUAAUCAUGACAAAUACAAAAGUAUACCAAUUCGAUUAAAAAAAUGUUACACAUCAUUAUUGCAAGAAGAGGUUUACAAAGCUCUUUUAAUAACUUUAUUGGUGAUAGGCUCGUAUUAUAUGUGUGGAAAAAUAGUUUGUGCUGUUUACGCAAUAGAAAUAUUACACAAGAUUACGAACAAUGAGUCUUCGGCAUACUAUGGCAUGUUAAUAAUAGAUGCUAUUACAAUAUGUGGUAUGAUGGUAGGUAGUGUUAUGUCUAAAUUUAUUAAGCAAAAAGUUCUAUAUCUGUCAUCUUUCGCUGCGGGCACAUGUUCGUUGUAUAUUAUUUGUUUGUAUUUGUUUCUAGUGAACUCUUCUUUGAUCUCUGAAAAUAUUUAUGUAUCUUUGGGUUUAUUAAUAACAUUUUCGCUAACAAUAAGUUGUGCAGUUGUUAUGGGUCUCUCAAUAUUUGGGGAGACAUUACCACUUAAAUCUAGAGGAGUGAGUAUUUGUAUUGUUUCUGUGUUUGCGAAAUUGGGAUUAGGAACUGUUCUUAAAAUCUCGCCGUAUCUCUUCAAAAAAAUAGGUAAUCAUGGAGUUUUUUUGUGUAAUGCUAUUGGUAGUACAAUAUUAAUAAUUUUAAUGCUUAAAUAUUUACCAGAAACUAAAAACAAGACAUUGCACGAGAUUGCAAAUAGUUUUAAAUCUAAGGACAUAGGCAAGAAAUCUGAGAACAGUCAGUUGGUUCGUAAACAAGAAACAGAUUAAGUUUUACAAUGUUAUGUUUAAUUCACAGCAUUAGCAGCAUUUAGCAUGCACAUGGCAUGUGAUUCUGUCACCUUUAUGACCUCUCUAGUAUCUUGCAACAAAAUAUCGCGCUCCGCGAUCCGCCAUGCAGUAAUAUUGAAGGAGAGAAUGAAAAUUAAGUCAUUACGUACUCGGCAGAUUGUUUACUUCGGUAGGUGCGAUUGAACCCAGGACACCUUUUAUAUGGUAAAUCCAAAGAAUUUUAACCAUGUAAGAUUGAAUUUCAUGCAUCAAAA
Ostrinia nubilalis (European corn borer) is the source of this 1785-nucleotide messenger RNA. Its product is annotated as facilitated trehalose transporter Tret1-like. NCBI's taxonomy places the organism in Eukaryota, Metazoa, Arthropoda, Insecta, Lepidoptera, Crambidae. Gene Ontology annotation, biological process: transmembrane transport. The transcript has 3 exons. Bases 38 to 1510 code for a protein of 490 amino acids. The record is from RefSeq and is a predicted model, not a curated record. Gene Ontology annotation, molecular function: transmembrane transporter activity. Gene Ontology annotation, cellular component: membrane.